Molecule: messenger RNA, 1541 nt
Organism: Ceraceosorus guamensis
Lineage: Eukaryota; Fungi; Basidiomycota; Exobasidiomycetes; Ceraceosorales; Ceraceosoraceae
Product: MFS general substrate transporter
Exons: 4
Coding region: 1-1527 (508 amino acids)
Biological process (GO): transmembrane transport
Cellular component (GO): membrane
Molecular function (GO): transmembrane transporter activity
Source: RefSeq, a predicted model, not a curated record
AUGGACACGGUGCAAGUGCUGCCUCGCGCCCAGCGCACAUCGAUCGACUCCAAAUCGUCCAAGAAGACGUCGGACCUGGUCACCAAGACUUCGGACCUCGAUGCUUUGAGCCAAUCGGAGAAGAGCGUGGCAGCUGGACCUUCCAUCGCAAAGCAGCUCGAAGGUCAAGGCGAAGUGCAGUUGGACUACUCUGGCUUUGCUCAAAAGACUGACCCAAAGGAAAAGGCGCUCGUACGCAAGAUGGACGUGCGCAUCAUGAUUAGUCUGUGGAGCCUUUACAUCCUCAACUAUUUGGACAGAAACGCCAUCGCUCUUGCUCGCUUGAACGACCUGGAAGAAGAUCUCGGCAUGACGGACACUCAGUAUCAGCUCGCCGUCUCCAUCCUCUUCAUCGGCUACGUGCUAUUCGGCAUUCCUUCCAACAUGAUCGUCAGCCGAAUGAAGAAAAAUGUUCCCACUUUCAUGGUGGGCACCAUGAUGCUCUGGGCCGUGCUCAGUAUCUGCACAGCUUUCGUCAAGAAUGCAGCAGGUCUCUACGCCGUCCGCUUCUUCUUGGGUGUUGUCGAGGCUCCCUACUACCCCGCAGCCCUCUUCGUCUUGAGUCAAUUCUACACGCGUACGGAGCUGGCCACGCGCAUCAGCAUUCUGUACACCGGCAAUGUUCUCGCCACUGCCUUUGCUGGUCUUAUCGCCGCAGCAGUCUUCGAAAUGGACGGCUUGAUGGGCUACGCAGGCUGGAAAUGGUUGUUCAUCAUCCAAGGCAGCAUCACUGGCGUAGUCGCUCUGUGCGCUUGGCCAUGGCUGCCCGCGACACCCAGCACCACUCGCUGGCUGAAUCCCGAGGAGCGCGAGCUCGCAGCUUCUCGCAUGUUGCGCGACAAGGUCGAUGAAGGCCCAGAAGGUACGGCAUUGGAUGGUCUGAAGCAAGCGGUCAAGGAUCCUCGCGCUUGGGUCUUCGUUCUCAUGCAAACGCUCCACCUCGCCGCCAAUGGCUUCAAGAACUUUUUCCCAUCCGUCGUGCAGACGCUGGGCUUUGGACGAACCAUCACCUUGGUGCUCACCUGCCCACCUUACCUCAUAGCCGCUGCCGUCUCCGUCGCCUUUUCCAUCUCUUCGGGCAGAAUGAAUGAACGCACUUGGCACUUGACCGCCUGCAAGACCAUCGCGACUAUCGGCUUCGUGACUGCUGCAGCCACGCUCAACACUGCUGGUCGUUACGUCGCCAUGAUCAUCUUCUGCUCGGGCACCUACGUGGCCAACUCGAUCAUUCUAGGCUGGGCCUCUACAGUAUGCAAUCAGACGAAGGAGAAGAAAGCGGUGGUCAUCUCCAUGAUGGUCUCUGCCUCUAAUGCCAGUUUCAUCUACACGCCAUUCUUGUUUCGAGAUCAGGACAAACCUAGAUACGCAUUGGCCAUGGGCGCCAUGGCUGGUUUCAGCAUACUCUGCGCAGCUACGGCUUGGUCCAUGAAGUUCAUUCUCAUCAAGCAGAACAGAACCUUGGAUGCUACUACGCGCUAUCCUUACUAGGUCUCCUCUCUCCG